Messenger RNA from Closterium sp. Naga37s-1, 735 nucleotides. The record is from the annotation of a GenBank genome assembly. Lineage: Eukaryota; Viridiplantae; Streptophyta; Zygnematophyceae; Desmidiales; Closteriaceae.
AUGGAGCGUGGAUUACAUUCGCGCGCGCAUCCUAGAGGAGGACUUGCGGCGGGCGGAGUGUGGAGCGCUCGGGAGGAGGGGGCUGGCUAUGGAGUUGGAGGUGGAAAGAGUGGCUUCAAGAAGAAGUGGAAGGGCAAGAACAAGGAUAACCCUAAGGAGGAUGGCGGCGGGGGUCAAGGGGAGGUGUGCUUCUACUGCAAGAAGCGCGGACAUCGUCGGCGGAAGUGCUACCAACGACCCAAGGAUUGGACCCCGCCUUCAUCAAGCAACCAGCGUGGUGGCACGAGGAGUGGGGGAGUCAUGGGAGCUAGUGGAGAGGAGAAGGAUGAGGAGAAAGGCGGCAAAUCUGAGGAGCGGAAGGCCGGGUUCUUCUUCUUCGUGAACGAAGGCGCAACCGACCAUGCUAUGGCUGCCAAGAUUCUCCUACACCCCCCUCACCCAUUGGGACUGGCAGCAGCAGCAGCAGGUGCAGAUUGCUUGCGUCUGCAGGAGAUUGAGCGGUCUGCAGUGGAGGAGGUUCAGCUGCACCUUGAGGAUCUCCCUGAGUCAGAGCUGACCAGUGACCACAGUGGCGGUGGUGAGCAGCAAGUUUCUGGUCCUGCUGGAGAGGAGGGGUUGGAGGAUGAGUCGGCACGUGUGGACUCACCAUCUCAGCCCGAGCCUAUGCUGCAAACGCCAAGGUCACCAAGAGGAGUGUGCAGAGAGGAGCUUCACCACAUGGGCAGCAGACUGUAA